This is a messenger RNA of Paramecium pentaurelia, 1215 nucleotides long. Lineage: Eukaryota; Ciliophora; Oligohymenophorea; Peniculida; Parameciidae. The record is from the annotation of a GenBank genome assembly.
AUGAUAUUUUGUUAUAAGCUAUAUUAAUAGUGCAUUCUUAUAUGCUAAUGGUGUGGUAGACCAAAAAAGAAGUCAAAAUCACAAAAAUAAAUUUUUGAAUUGCUUGCUAAUAAUAACAUCAAUCUUUAAAAUAACAAUUGCCCUAACUCAAAUGAGAAGUAUAUUAUCUACCUUAUAAAAAAUAUAAAAAUUAAAGCCACUCAAAAUGAGUUAUUAUUUCAUUUAAAUAACCAAGAAAAUUAAGAAGGUUUAUAAGUAGAAUAAUUUUUUCAUUACAAAGUUGAAUACGAUUAAGACUAUAAUCCAAAAUUUUAUUGUUAUGAAGGUGAAAUGAAAAAUUCUGAUCGUCAUGGAUAUGGUAUAUCAUAUUAUGGGAAAUCAGAAGAAAUAGAAUAUGAAGGGAAAUGGUUUAAUGGAUAAAAGGAGUAAAUUAAAAAAUUUGAUUAAUAAAGAAUUUAAGAUUCUAAAUUCUUUCAUCAAAAGAUAAAAAUAAUGGAAAAUGGAGUAUUAAUUAAUAAUUUAUUCAAAGGAACAAAUUAGAAUCAAACAUCUUCAAGAUAAAUUUGGAUUAAAUUUAAUUAAUAAAUAUCAUAACUGGAUUUAAGAAUCUUAUAAUAACCAUAAACUUAUUUCACAAGUAAUAUUAUUGAUGCAUAUGCAUCUUAUUUAACAAUUAAAAAUGAACAAGAUUUUUUUCAAGGCUUUAAUUAAACUAAUAUUAAAAGAAAACUAUUUUUACCAAGUUCAUUAUUUACAAAUAUGUGGUAAAACAAUAAUUCCAUAUAAAAAAGAAUCUUUUAAAAUUAUCUACUAGAAUAUAAAUAUAUAGAUUAUUAAAUAAUAGAUAUUUAUUAAUCAAUAUAUUUUGUGAUUAAUUAAGAGUUUCAUUGGUAUUUGGUUAAAAUAAUGAAGGAAAAAGUUAUAAAUGAAUACAUAUAUAAAAUAGAAAUAUUUGACUCCAUUAGACAUUACGAUUGGUAUUAUAAAAGAAUGAUAAAAAUAUUAUCUACAUUAUUUAAUAAUUUAAAGUAAGUGUAUGUUAAUUAUAAUUUUAAUUAUUUAUAGAAAAAUACUUAUGAUUGUGGUCCUUGGACUUGUUUAAAUAUGAAACUUGAAUAUUUAGAAUCAAUUUCAAUCUAAGAAAAAUGUCAAUAUAAUGAUAUUAAUGUGGAAGCAAUUAAACUAGAAUUAUUUAAUCUCUUAAAAAAUACAUGA